Molecule: messenger RNA, 8173 nt
Organism: Paramecium octaurelia
Lineage: Eukaryota; Ciliophora; Oligohymenophorea; Peniculida; Parameciidae
Source: the annotation of a GenBank genome assembly
AUGACUAUUUCUAUCAUUUACGUCCUAUUCACUUUGUUUGAUAUUUCAAAAUCCCAUUAUGAAAUCUAGUAUCAUUUCUUAGACAAAAAUGAGGUAUUUACUAUAUAAACUGGAUUAACCUCAUUUUUGUAUUCAGGAGAAUUUACAUUGCCUUCAACCACAGCAACUGCAAAUUUUGUCACUUGUACAACUCCUCACACUAGUUAUCUAACUUUAAGUAAUGAUUAUCCAUCCAACCAAAAUCAUUUUUAAUACUUUUACAGGAAUGGAGAUUGGAUAACUAUGGAUUUAUAUUUUCAGGGUACAUGGUCUUCUGAAAAAGUUUAAUUUACGCUUGGAUCAUUUUCAUAUUCAUAUACUUACACAUCCCCUACUAUUUAUUCAAUGGCAACCGGAUUUUGUGACACAACUCUUUUUUAACUUAAAACUUUAAAUUUUACGCUAUAAUUAGCACAAAGUACAGCUUAAGAUAUAAUUAAAUUUACAUCCACAAAUACAAAUGAAGGAAUGGUUUCACUUAGAAAUAUUUAUGUCUCUUCACUAAAUUGCUAUCCAUCCUGUGCUUUAUGUACAGGUUCAAAGUACAAUUAAUGUACAAGUUGUUAUUAUGGGGCUCCAACAGCCAACAUUUGUCCUCCUUGUCCAUCAAACUAAUACUAUUAGAAGUAUAGAGGAUGCCGAGACAUUUGUGAUAUCUAUUACCCAUUCUACUCCAAUGGAUUUUGUUAAAAAUAUUCAAGUAACUAUUGUAAAUUGAUAUUUUCUUAGUUUUUCAAAUAGAUGAUGGUUAUUUUACACCACCUUCCAUUUACACCGAAAAUUUGAAAUGGUAGUUGAUAUAUGACCAACAACAUUUAGAUAAAUCUCCAACUCUUAUUUAUAUUGGUAGUUAAUUUGGAUAUGGAAUAUUUAAGUUUAAUUUUGGAAUUUAUAGAUACUUCAAUGAAUUAUCAACUUAUUCUUAUUCAACCUACUUAAUUGGAUUUUAAAUUUCAAUUAUCCUUUAUAAUGAUAUUCCAAUUAAUUGUGGAAUAUAGUUUAAGCUUAAUAAUACUUAUUAUGGAUCUAUUUAUAGAAAUAGCUCUGGGUUGCAAACCCACUAAUUAAAAAUCUUUUUAACAAAGGAUUAUGGAUCAUAUUUAACAUAUUCGAAAAGUACAAGAUGUGAAUUAAUUUUCUAUUAUGACAUUCCAAAAUAUUCAUUUCUAUUUUCAGCAAUAGGAAACUACACGUAAAUAUCAUUUAUCAAACUUAGCGAUGGCACAGCAGGGUGGGGAAUUAUAGAAGUCUAAACUACCUAAGGAUACUGUUCCUUAUUUUGUUUAUUAUGUGAAGUAUCUUUUAAAUGUAAAACUUGUUAAAAUGGAUAUUAUUUGUAUCGAGACGGUAUGUGCGUAUCCAGUUGUUUAUAUCCGUAUUAAAAAUUAAAUGGCUCUUAUUGCUAAGAUUAUGACGAUGAAACACCAUGUACUUUAUUAUAUUAUUAGUAGACUCUGAAUAUUUGGUUAAGGAAUAUAUAGAUUCAUCAGGUGACCCAGGAUAAUAUGCAAAAUAUUCUUUAAUCUCUCAAAGUGGAUCAAACUUUUUAAAAGGAUCAGAUAUCUAUUUUUCAUAUAGGGAGGGAUAUAGAAUCUUUGGAGGACCUUUUGUAUGGGCGUAGGCUAAAUUCUAAAGGAUUCAUGACAUAACGUCUCCCCAUCAUAGUGUUACUAUUGCAUUCUAUAUUGUAUAUGGACCGUCAUUCCCUUCAGAUGGGAAUUUUAUAUAUACGAUUGAAAAUUAUACGCCAGUUUCCAAAUCAACUACUAGUUUUUAUAGAUUGUAUUCUGAUGGUUCAAAAGACGAUAAAGUAUAUGAAUAAAUCACUCAUAUUUCAAAUACAUUAACAGUCACUUGGGAAUGCUUUGGACCAAAUAACGAACCAAUUAUGGCUUAUUGUGGAUUCUUUAAUUAUUAUAUUGCAGUUCAUAAUUGCUAACCUUAUUGUUUAUAAUGUUCAGAUUAAUCUUCAUGUACUUCGUGGAACAGCACUUAUAAUUCCAAUAUCAUUAAAUUUUCUGAAGAUGUGUGUUAGAAUAAUCAAUAUUAUGAUAAAGAAUCUGUGUAAUGUUUAAAUUGCCCAUAAUCUUGUUUAACAUGUACAUCUAAAUUAGAUUGUUAAACAUGUUAAUCAACUUACACUUAAUCUAAAUUAGGAUGUACCUGCACAAUGCAUUAAUAUGAAGAAUCAAAUAAAUGUUUUGAUUGUCCAAUUGAAUGUAAUUAAUGUUUGAAUUUUAAUUAUUGUAUAGAAUGUUUAAAUAGUAAUUAUAGGCAAUUCUCAAAUGGGUAAUGUAUAUGUAUUGAUGGAUAUUAUCCAAUUGCAUCAAAUCCUUAAUGCUAAUUAUGUAAUAAAUUGUGCAAAACUUGUAUUGGACCAACUUCUGAUGAAUGUUUAACUUGCAAUAAUAUUGUGAAUAUUGAAAUGGUAGGAUCAACGUGUAAAUGUCCAGAGGGAAAAUCUUAUUAAGAUGCAACACAAGCUUGUAUGUCUUGUCAUUCAUCGUGCUUAACUUGCUUUAGGUUAACAAUUGAUGGCUGCUUAACAUGUGAUUCUACUUUAAAUCGAAUAUUAAAAGGCUUAAAAUGUGUUUGUGCGCCUGGUUAUUAUGAGUUAAGUAAUAUUUGUACAAGUAUAUAUUUAUUUAUCAUAUUAUAGAUUGUCCAAUUACAGAAAAUUCCUCUAUGAGCGAAUGCUAUAAAUUAUGUAAUAAUAAUUAAUAAUUAUGGCAUACAAUUGCUUGUAGCUCUUGCGAUACUGGAUUUGAAUUAGUAUCUGGAGAAUGUCAACCAAUUUGUGGAGAUUCAUAGGUAAAAGGAAAUGAACAAUGCGAAGAUAAUAAUACUAUUCUUAAUGAUUUAUGCUUUAAUUGUUAAUUUUAGUGUCCAGCUCAUUGUUUAACUUGUGAUUAAUCAACUACAUUGCCUUGUCCUGAUGUUUGUGGGGAUGGAAUUAUUACAGGAUUUGAAGAAUGUGAAGAUGGAAACACUAUUUAAUAUGACGGUUGUUAUAAUUGUAAAUAUUAAUGUUAACCUUCAUGUACAAAGUGUAUAAAAGGACAAUGUUUUGAGUGUGCAACUGCUGGUUGGUAUAUUGAUCCAACUGUUACUCCUUGGUAAUGCAAAGAAAUAUGUGGAGAUUUACUAAUAGUUGGAAGUGAAUAAUGCGAAGAUGGAAAUACUUAUGAUUCAGAUGGUUGCAAAGAUUGUAGGUAUUCCUGUAGAAUUGGUUGUUCUUCUUGUAAUUAUACAACCAAAGAAUGCUUAAGUUGUGAAUUCCCUGGGUUUACUCCUAUCUCUUACUAUUGUAAAAAUUUAUGUGGAGAUGGUAUAGUUGCAGUAGAUCCUUCUGGAUUCUAUUCAGAGCAAUGUGAGGAUGGUAAUACAAUUAAUAAUGAUGGCUGCAGUAACACUUGUUAAUUUUAAUGUUAGCCAACAACUAUUUGCACAAGUUGCAUAAGUAAUAGAUGUGAAAUAUGCGCCACUGGAUAUUAUCUUUCUAAUCAAAAAGUAUGUAUACCAAUUUGUGGAGAUUCUAUAUUUGUCCCUGAUGAACAAUGUGAGAGUUCAUUGAUAUUACCAUAUAAGGGUUGUUAAAAUUGUUAAAUAAAAUGUCAAAAUUCUUGCCUCACUUGUAAUACUACUGAACUAGGUUGUUUAUAAUGUAAAACUGGUUACAAUAGAAUCGAUUAUUUAUGUUAUUCAAUAUGUGGCGAUUAAAUAAUAACUGAAGAUGAAGAAUGUGAUGAUGGCAAUUUAAUUUAUGGAGAUGGAUGUUAUUUCUGUCAAUUUAAUUGCUAGGAUUCAUGUCUUAAUUGUUUAAAAGGGAUCUGCUAUGAUUGUUAAGAAGGCUAUCGAUUAAUAUAAUCUAAAUGCUACUCUAUAUGUGGAGAUGGUCUUUAGAAAUAUAAAGAAUAAUGUGAUCUAAACGCCUCAUUGCAGAUAUAUCAAAAUUGUCAAUCUUGUUAAUUUACUUGCGAUUUGAAUUGCGUCUAGUGUUAAUUUGGUAUAUGUUAACAAUGCAUAGAAGGAUAUGAGUUAUCUUCAAACUAAAAAUAUUGUAUUAAGUCUCUAUAAUAUAAUCUUAUGAUAAUUGAAAACUGUGGUAUCCAAAUUGGGAACAUUUGCAUUAAAUGUGACAAUAAUGCCUACUUUGAAAAAAUCGAAUAGAAAUGCAAUUUAACAGUAGCUCCUUUAAGCUUUUGUCAAUAUUAACUUAAAUUAUCUCCUAAUUUAUAUUGCAAUCACUGUUUUGAUUACUGUGCAGCUUGUAAUUAAAAUAAUUGUAUAGAAUGUCAAAAUGGGUAUUAUUUAGAUGUAAACUUUUUUUGUAUUUCACAUUGUGGAGAUGGAAUACUCGCACAUGAUGAACAAUGUGAAAUUUAUGAUAAAAAUUGUUUAAGUUGCAUGUUAGAUGCUCCAAAAAAAUGUGAAUUAUAUUUUAAAGAUUAAUGCUUUGAAUGUGAAUAUGGAUUCUAUUUUAAUUAGUAUAAUAAUGCAUGUGAAUCCUAGUGUGGAGAUGGAAUUAUAGUUCACGAUGAAGACUGUGAAGAUAAUAACUAUAUAGAAUUUGAUGGUUGUUAUUAAUGUAAAUAUUCUUGUAGUUAAUUCUGUAUAAAUUGUUUAGAUGGGGUAUGCUAAUAAUGUGAUCAAUAUUAUUUACUUAGGGAUGGAUUUUGUUAUGGUAAACAUAAUCAAAUUGAUUUAUUUCAAGAUUGUUAAUUUAACUUAAAUGGAAAUUGUUUAAUUUGCAAGGAAGGUUAUCAGCUGAAUGAGUAUGGUGAUUGUAUUCCUAAAUGUUCAUAAAGCUGCCUUCAUUGUUAUAAUGGUUAAUGUUAUUAAUGUGAAGAACAAUAUGAACUUAAUUAGAAUAGAUGCUUUUUGAUCUAGUAAUGUUAAAUAGGUUUGUAUUUUAAUUAAGAUUUAUAAAUUUGUUAAUCUUAAUGUGGUGAUGGAUAUAUAACUGAAUGGGAAGAAUGCGAUGAUUAAAACAUAGAAAAAUUUGAUGGUUGCUUUUAGUGCAAAUAUGAAUGUGAUGAUAAUUGUGUUUAAUGUAUAUAUGGAGAAUGUUUUCAAUGUUCUUAAGAAUUUGUUUAAGUUGAAAAUAAAUGCUUAUCAAAAUGUUAAGACAUUUGUCUUAAUUGUAUCUAAGGAGCAUGUUAAUUAUGCAGUGGUGGUUAUUUCUUGAAUGAAUAUUUUAUUUGUAUCAAAAUUGACUGUGAAUAUGAUUUCAGUUGUACUUCAUACUGCGGAAAUGGCAUUAUAGACGAUAUGGAAUAGUGUGAUGAUCAAAAUCUAUUUAAUGAUGAUGGUUGUAACAAUUAUUGUGAAUAAACUUGUGAUGUUAAUUGCACACGUUGUAUUGAUGGUGUGUGUUUUGAGUGUAAAGAAGGUUGGAAAUUAGAUUCAUUCUUUUGUGAUCCAAUUUGUGGAGAUUUAAUUGUUGUUGGAAAUGAAGAAUGCGAUGACGGUAAUUAGAUUAGUGUUGAUGGGUGCUUUUUAUGUAAAUUAUAAUGCACUCAAAACUGUGAAAAUUGUUUGUAUGGAAUAUGUCAAUCUUGUUAGCAAGAUUAUGAGUUUGAUUCAUUAAAUAAUUUAUGUAGACCAAUUCAAUCCUUACUUACAAGCUAUGAUAAUCUAGAUUGUAAAUUGCUAACUAAUAACUAAUGUAUUCUUUGUUAAUUUGGGUAUCUUGAUUAGAUUACCAGCACUUGUAUAAUUGAUUAUAAUAUGAACAAAUGCUUUAAGAAUUGUAAAGAGUGUGUACUUUCGAAAUGCUUAGAAUGUGAAUUUGGUUAUUAUGGAAACAAUUGUAUGCCUAAAUGUGGAGAUGGUAUAAUAGUCUAAGAGGAGGAAUGUGAUGAUGGAAGUGAAUACUAAUUAGACACUUGCUUAAAUUGUUAGUACUAAUGUCCUCAAUAUUGUUAGUCAUGUGCUUAUGGCAUUUGUACUAAUUGUUUUUCAGGGUUCUAUUUGGAUAUUGUAAGUAAUUCAUGCAAUUCUGAUUGCGGUGAUUAAAUACUUGCAAGUGAUGAAGUUUGUGAUGAUGGCAAUCAAUUGGAAUUUGAUGGUUGUUUCUAGUGUAAAUAUUAAUGUCAAAAUGAGUGUUUAGAUUGUUCAUUUGGAAAGUGUAGGUAAUGUGAAGAACCACUGGUACUUGUAUAAUCAAAAAUUAUUUGUGAAUAACUAAAAUCAUGUGAAGAUUUAAUAGGAUAUUAUUAUGAUAAUAACAGUAAUGAUUGCUUACCACUUUGUGGGGAUGGUAUUGUAGCAGGCAAUGAAUAGUGUGAUGAUGAAAAUGAUGUACCUUUUGAUGGAUGUUAUGAAUGUAAAUUUUAAUGUACAAAAUAUUGCCAAGUAUGCAAAGAUAGUAUAUGCUUUGAAUGCGAUAAAGAUUAUACCUUAGAUAAUAACGAAUGUAUUUUAAAUGGAUAAUAUGAUGAUCUUAAUUCGAGCAUAGAUAAAGAAACCUACAAUUAAGAUAAAAGUAGUAGUAAUGGUACUGGUAGUAACAAUACAAGUAGUUAUUAGAAAAAUCCGGAAUGGUCAUCGUUAAAAGGAAAUAUGAUAUGCCGCGAAAAUGAAUGCGUAUACUCUAAAUAUCCGAGCAUGUUACUUACUUAUAAUUUGCAAUCCUUUGCUCUUUAGUAUGUUGAAAUUACAUUUGAUUAAGAAGUCAAAUUUAGUGAUUAGUUUGAAAAAGACAGAAAUCUAUUUGACCUUAGCAUAAUUGAUUUAGAUUCCCAGCAUUAUAAUAUCACGAUCAAUUCAAUUUAGGAUAUCUCAUUUGAUCUCCAACAUGCUUAGUAUAUGGUUUAAAUUGAAUUAUUUUUACAACUUUAAACAAGACCAGUUCUUCUAGUUUAGUUGAAUCAAGAAAUUGUUAACUCAAACGAUUAACCACUUUCUUCACCUAAUUAAUCAAUUACUCUAUAAAUACCAAAAAUACUCUCAAAAUAAUUGAAAUAAAUAUCUAGUUAUGCUUAAUAAUCCAAUAAAGCAUUUAUGAUUGGAGCAAUAGCUAUUUGUGUAAUUUCUUUAGUGUCUGGUGAAAGUUCAUUUGUUGUUGAAACCCUGAAUAUUUUGUAAUAUCAAUCUUUCUUAAGAUUUAUUAAUGUUGACUAUCCUGAAAACCUCUUCAUCUACUUUUAAGCUUAAGAAUUGCUAUCUAUUUCAAAUUAUAUAUAAUUUUUUUAACUUGAUGAUUAUUUAAAUUUAAUAACAAGAAAAGAAUAAUAAAUUGAUCUGAAUGGAAAAUUUUAAGAAUAUAAUAUAGAAGCUGAUCUAUUUACCAAUAUUUUGCCUCAAUUAAUUUAAUGUUUAUCGUUGGUAACACUACUUUUAUUUGCAGAAAAUCUUUAUUAUAUAUUUUUUAAGUUAAGUAAAUAUAUGAAAUAUCUUUAAUAUCAAGAAACUUUAUUCUCAAAGAUUUAAUAUACAGUGAUUAAUUUAAUACUAUUUUUUUAAAAAUGGCAUCAGAUAAUUAAUGAAAACUAAAUAUCUAAAGAAUUAUCGUUAAAUAAUUCAACUUAUUUACGUUAACUCAUGGGAUUUGAUAUUUAAAGUGAUUUUAUAGCUUCACAGUUAUCAAAUCGAUAAUUUGAGAAGUAUUUUAAGCACUUUUUCUGCAGGCUUAAUAUUCUUCUUAUGCUUAAGUUUGUUGUUAAAAUCUUUCAUUUUAUGCAGCGAUCCAAAGUAAAAAAAAUUGAUAGUUUAUCUAAACAUAAAAUUUAUUGCCUUAGAUGUUUCCAGAACUAUGAUAUUCCAUAUUUUAUUAAUACUAUUCUAAGAGUAACAAAUUUUGUAAUGCUUGCUAAUAUCUAUCAGUAGUAUAACUUAAUGUUUUAUAAUCUACCAAUAUAAAUCAUGUUCUUAUUUGGAUAAGAUUAUAUUUUUAGCAAUUGAAGGUGCUUUAGCACUAUUUAGUUUAAGCUCAUUUUUAUAUUUUGAUAUUGAUUAGGUUUAUAUUUCUUAUGAGAACAAAGUUACUUUAGGCUUUACUCAGAUGGCCUUAUUGAUUAUGAGCCUUGGAAUAGUUUUUGCAAAAUAACUAUAUCUGAAAAUCAAAUAGGCUUUGAGAUUAAUAUGCAACAAAAAGGAACAGAAAUUUUCAAGCAGCAAAUUAUUUUUGUGA